GCAGAGAGAACUAACCUGGGUAACUUGCUGUUGGGCAUGAUGAGAGGUAUUAUGUGGAAUAAUACACUGCAGCAGUCACAUCUGCGCGCAGACGUGACGCAGCGACAAACAUACAAGAAUGAUAUGACUACGUUAACCACUGCUAUCCGCACAGAGGCAAUGCAGCAGCAGCAACAGCAUCAACUGUUGAAUUCCAUUGUCACACGCGUCAACAACAUAGAGGCUAACGCCUCAGCAGCGCCAGGCUGCACGACAGACGUGACGAAGCAACUCAACGAGCGCAUCGAUCACGUCGUCACCAUCAUCGGCGACAUAAGUACGUUCACUGGACCAGACUCGAUCAGCAGCACGGUGGCCGCCAUCAAGACGGACCUCACCAAGCUACAGACGAGACCGGAAGCCGCUACAAAGACGUUCAAGGUGCCGCACUUCGACAUCAGCAAGUUCGACGACUACAACAAGUCGGACGCUUUGUCAUGGUGGCAACGCUUCCUCACGGAAGCAUCAUGCCGCAUGGUCCCGGCGGACGACAUGUUGAAGGCAAUACAUCUGCAGCUGAUUGGAGGAGCGCAGGGAUGGAUGAACCACCUAGCGGCUACAYRCAAGKRCACUAUCGCCGAACUCCACACGCACAUUACGUGGAAGGAGUUCGAGCAGCUAUGGUUCACCCGGUUCAUGGUCCGCAACGUCGUGAAGGCGGCCAUGAAUGAGGUGUACACAUGCUCUCAAGGGAACAUGCCAACUCGAGACUGGACAACGAAGUGGCAAAAGAUAGUGACCACAGCAGGUUUCGAUUUGACAUUUCCAAAUCAACGAUCCGAUUUCUUCUCGCGAUCGUGCGCGGGAUUGCGGUCGGCACUCGGUAAUGAGUACGACUAUACCACAUUCCAAGCCAUUCUGGAUCGAGCGAACAUGGUCAUCCAAACGGACGACAAGGCCGCUAACGAGAGRCAAUCCCAGCCGCACUAUGUGGCUAAGCAGACCUAUCAACGUCCGACACAUAACAAUGCCGUAUUUUCUGAAGAAAUCGACGACCACCACGCGGCGGCAGCAUCCUCGAGUGAUGGAGGAAUUGUCGCAGCGCUCCCGCCGAAGCAUCCGAAGAGACCCCAAUUCCACCCAGGUGAAUAGAUUGAGAAUCAAAGCAGUCUUUGUCC
Molecule: messenger RNA, 1157 nt
Organism: Chara braunii
Lineage: Eukaryota; Viridiplantae; Streptophyta; Charophyceae; Charales; Characeae
Source: the annotation of a GenBank genome assembly